This is a messenger RNA of Sinocyclocheilus anshuiensis, 1068 nucleotides long. RefSeq names its product selenoprotein Pb-like. Gene Ontology annotation, molecular function: selenium binding. Gene Ontology annotation, cellular component: extracellular region. The coding region runs from base 64 to 615 and encodes 183 amino acids. Lineage: Eukaryota; Metazoa; Chordata; Actinopteri; Cypriniformes; Cyprinidae. Gene Ontology annotation, biological process: selenium compound metabolic process. The transcript is spliced from 4 exons. The record is from RefSeq and is a predicted model, not a curated record.
AGACAAAACAUGGAACAGAGUCUGACAAUAUCAUAAGUAUAACAAUAUUUAUGAGGGACACAAAUGACAGCCAUUUUGUGGAAUGACCCUCCUCGUUUAAAGUUGGGAGACCUGCGUGACAAGCUGGCCCUUGGCAAGCUGACUAACAUAUCAUUCCUGGUUGUCAACGAGCAGGAUGCUCAGUCCAGAGCCAUGUACUGGGAGCUGAAGAGGAGGACGGCAGAGGGCAUCCCUGUGUAUCAACAGAGCCCACUGCAAAACGACGUCUGGGACAUCUUGGAGGGAGACAAGGAUGAUUUCUUAGUUUAUGACAGAUGUGGAUAUCUCACCUUCCACAUUGCCCUGCCCUUCAGUUUCCUUCACUUCCCUUAUAUAGAAGCUGCCAUCAGGUCUACAUACCACAAAAAUAUAUGCAACUGCUCAUUAAAUGCAAACUUCUCCAUAUCAGAAGGCUUUGAAAACAACAAAAAUGAUACAAAUGAGCCUACCGAAGAGAGCAAGACUAGCAAUACAGAGCCUGUAACUGUUGAGCAUCAUCACCGUCAACAUGAGGAUCAUCAUCAUCAUCACCAACAUGUGCAUUCAGAUUCAGAUGUGCAGAUGAUUCAGAUGUGACCUCCGUACCAAAGGGGCCAAUCCAGCAUUCACAUCAAGAACAUAGUCAUUAAAACAGUUAGUUUUGUUUGUUUGCUUUUUUUUUUUGUUUAAAAAUAUACGCUUUUUUUUUAUCAACGGAGCUGCUCUUAAGUCAGACCUUAUAUUGACCUUAAAGGGGGAAUUCAGUUGGUUUUCAUUGCUCUUAAUGAAGUGUGCACUUUAAACCUGACUCAGGGGUCUGCAUACUGAUGUUGAGCAGAAGAGUCGUUCACACUAGACUUCUGUUUUCCUCCUUCCUUUUAGGGAAUAUCUGAGUGUGCUGAACUAAAGAGUUUGCUUUGUGUAUUAUUUGUUAACUGCCCUGUAUUUAUAUGAUGUGUUAAGGAAAUGUUCAUGACCCAGAGUGGUAAUAUAUACAAAGAGCUUUAAAAAAAAUAAAUCUACAUAUACAGUGGUGUGAAAAAGCGUUGG